Molecule: messenger RNA, 1328 nt
Organism: Striga asiatica
Lineage: Eukaryota; Viridiplantae; Streptophyta; Magnoliopsida; Lamiales; Orobanchaceae
Source: the annotation of a GenBank genome assembly
UCUCUCUCUCUCUCUGUCUCUCUUAACUAUCACCGUCGAUCAUAAAUAACAUAAUACCUAAUAAUCUCUCUCUCUCUCAAUGGAAACCCCAUCGUCAACGACAAGAAGAGUGACAAGAUCACAGACUAUGGCCGCCGCCGCCGCCGCCACCAGUGGCACCACCAAUCUACUCCUCUCAAGGAAAACAGAAGAGCCGGAGAAGGCAGGAGCGAAAUUGAAGCAGCAGCAGGACCGAUAUGCCCUAAUUGACAUAACCAAUGAUUCGCCUAUUGUUGGGCUAGCGAUGGGAAGCCUCCGGACCCCUUCAUCGGCCAUAUCCAAGAAGAAGACGGCCCGCACCCCUGGCUCUGGCGAGGCCCUGCUGAGAGGCCAGGUGAAGACCCUCUUGCAGAAGGUGGAAGAGGAGGCCGAGCUUUUCCACAGCAGGCAUCUCUUCAGCUCUCCUAUCAAUCUGGCUGCCCCCACGCCUGCAAAUACCCCCCAACUACCCAACCUCGACGAGAUUGUUGUUGUCCCACAGAUGGCGGUGAUGAGUGAGGAGAAGAAAGAAGAGGAGAGGGUGAUUGAGGCUGAGGAUGUUGUGAUCACAAGGUCGCUGCUGUUGGAUUUUUCCGAAAAGUCGCCAGAAUCAACAGAGGGGGACUAUGAUGCAGCUUCAGUUUGGUCUAUUGAGGCGAAUGCAAGCAGCAACAGAGACAAGGAUGAAUUUGAAGAUGAGUGCUAUGAGUGUGUUGAAUGUGAAGAAGAAGAAGAUGAUGGUUAUGGUGAGAAAAAUGAUGAUGAGCUUGAUGAGCUGUGUGAGGAGUUGAGCAAGGUUAGGAUGGAUGAGUAUGAUGGUGGGCUCAGAUUCAGUGGGAAGCAUAUUCGGUUCGUGUAUGAUGAUGGUGAUGAGAUCAAAAGGGAGGAGCAAGUGUUUGGUUGUGAUGAAUUUUCUGGUGUCCUCAGGUUGAAAGGCUUGCCAACUCCCAAAGGGAAGCAUAUCUGGUUUCCUGAUGAAUCCGAAGGCAAAUGAAUCGAAAAAAGAAUAUAAACCACUUUGAUUCUGAAAUGAAUGUCAUCUUUUCAUGACUGUGUAUGGGUUUUUUUCUCUUUGCUGUGGUGGGGUUUUCUUCUUGCAUCAUGUGGUUGGCUGUGUAUGCAACCAACCAGCAUCUUUUGGUUUUUGUGAUUUGUGAUUAUUUUAAUGUGAUUUUGUUAAUUCUUGAUGAUCCUGUUGCUAGGAUUUGACUUUGUCUUGGUUUAUGAUUAAUAUGACAAUUUCUAAAUUGAGCAUGAUUAUUCUAAAUUUCUAAUGCUACUACACAUUCUUAUGUGAGCAUUUGUCUAAA